AUGUCCCGCAACGCCCAAGUUGAAGAAGUCUCCGACUCGGACCCAGAGGAAGUCGCUCCCUCUUUGGUCCCCAGUCGCGCUCAUGAAUCCAUUCUAUCCGGCGCUUCGAUUCCUACGCAAUCCAUGCCUACGAGACCUGCCCCAGAGCCUCAGCGGGAAAUUCCGAAAUCAUACCAGUGCCUAUACCCGGUGUACUUCGACAAAACACGGACUCGCGCAGAGGGCCGCAAAGUCGGCGCGGAACUUGCUGUGGAGAAUCCGCUGGCCAGGGAUAUCGUUGACGCUGUGCAGAUGCUAGGACUGCGUGUUGGAUUUGAGCCUGAGAAGUUACAUCCCAAAGAUUGGGCGAAUCCAGGCCGAGUGCGUGUGGAAUUGAAGAAUGAAAGCGGAGGACCGAUCAACCCCAAAAUCAAGAACAAGCACCACCUCUAUAUCCUCGUUGCUCAAUACUUGAAAGCCAACCCCACAAACGACCAAUCGCCAUACCGCCUAAGAAUUCGAGGACUGCCGAUGCCUGAAAAGCUCCCGGAAGCUCCCCCGGCUCCCCGUGGUUGGAAAAUUGGCAAGAUUCUACCUAUACAUUCCCCCGCUUACAGCGGAGGUGGGGUCAGCGAUAACCCUUUGAAAGAUGCCAUGGCCGAGAUGCAGAAUAUGCAGGGAAUGCCAGGCAUGCCCCAAAUACCUGGACUGCCCAACAUGGCUGGCAUGAUGGGAGAGCCAUCUGGCGGUAGCGAGAAGAAGAAGAAGGAGAAGAAGAAGGGCAAAGCAUGA
Molecule: messenger RNA, 771 nt
Organism: Aspergillus calidoustus
Lineage: Eukaryota; Fungi; Ascomycota; Eurotiomycetes; Eurotiales; Aspergillaceae
Source: the annotation of a GenBank genome assembly